This is a messenger RNA of Anopheles coluzzii, 671 nucleotides long. RefSeq names its product cuticle protein 16.5-like. The record is from RefSeq and is a predicted model, not a curated record. The coding region runs from base 107 to 505 and encodes 132 amino acids. The transcript is spliced from 2 exons. Lineage: Eukaryota; Metazoa; Arthropoda; Insecta; Diptera; Culicidae.
AGCUCAGUAUCGGCAGGCAAAAGGCAUCAGUUGCAAUCGUGUCUUCACUGCAGUCAAGUAUCUUCAGCUUAUCAAGCCCCAACCACACCAAACAAUCCCAUCCAAGAUGUACUCCAAAGUUGUGAUUGCCUUCGCUCUGUGCGUUCUGAGCACCGUUUCGGCCGGUGUCGUUCCCGUGGCGGCUCCGUUGGCGGCGGCUGGUGUCAUUGCACCGUACGCCACGUCGUACAAUGCGCACACGGUAAACCACAACAUUGCUGCCCCGUACGUUGCUGCCACACCUGUCGCCGCUCCGGUCGCUGUGGCCAAGUAUGUCGCCGCGCCUGCCCCAGUGGCGGCCGUUGCACCAGCAGUGGCCAAGUACGUUGCUGCCCCGGCUGCCGCCUACACCGCUUACAGUGCGGCUCCGGCUGCCUACACCGCCUACAGUGCGGCUGGUGCUCCGGUGCUGCCGGCUGCCGCCUACACGGCCUACAGUGCCGCCACCUAUCCGUACCUCUUCUAAAAGGUGCCUGUGAUGUAUUUCUGUUGAUCUUCGCGAUUCAAGAACGCUUGCCUUUCUGCUGUCCUGCAGUAGUACAGUUCUUAACGCAGGGGAGUUCCAUCUCUCAGCUUAGCGAUUACUUUCAAUCAGUGUAAUGCAAAAUAUACGAAUAAUUGUGUAACAUAAA